AUGGUUGACUUUAAUACUAUUGCUUCAUUCGUUAUAACUGACGAAACAGAUUUCAUGGAGCUUGAAAUAGAUGGAAAGAAGCAUGAAAUAAGAUUUCACAAUAAUGUAGAAUAUAAGAUGGAAACAUUAGCUGGAGUGUUAAAUGCUCUCAUAAAUACUACAAUAAACAAGGAUAACGAAGAAAACUUAAUGAAUGUUAAACUUAUUGCAGGAGUUUUGAAGUUCAGUUAUGCGAAGGAGUUUAAGUUAACACGAAUGAGUCAUAGAGUACAACUUCUUUUGGGUGCAUACCAUAUGACAUUUCCUUUGAAAAGUGUUGACAAAACGAUUGAGAUGAAAUCUGUUCCAUACGUAUGUUAUGGCAAUUGUUUGUACAUUGAGUCAAAAAUAGCUAAUGUCACAGGUAUUUCAGGAGUUAAUAGUAAAGGUUCAGUAGAAUAUAAAUCCUUCUGUUAUGCAGUCAAUUCAAUGUUCAUUCCAAACGUUCCUGUCAUAGCAACUCAUUUAGGUAAAUGGGUUCGCAUUAGUCCUCAUAAUUUGAAAGACAUGCAAUUCAGACUUGUUGACUUUCAAGGAGAGCCUGUAGAACUGAAGGCACCAGUGCGAAUGACUGUUGAA
Molecule: messenger RNA, 618 nt
Organism: Trichomonas vaginalis G3
Lineage: Eukaryota; Parabasalia; Trichomonadida; Trichomonadidae
Exons: 1
Source: RefSeq, a predicted model, not a curated record